Molecule: messenger RNA, 776 nt
Organism: Cryptomeria japonica (Japanese cedar)
Lineage: Eukaryota; Viridiplantae; Streptophyta; Pinopsida; Cupressales; Cupressaceae
Exons: 4
Coding region: 145-642 (165 amino acids)
Biological process (GO): translation
Cellular component (GO): ribosome
Molecular function (GO): structural constituent of ribosome
Source: RefSeq, a predicted model, not a curated record
CAUGAACACUCCCAGCAACCAGCAAAAUAGCCUUUGGGUUUUUAGAUAAGGAAAAUUAAUAUCGUCAUAUAAUUUGCCAAUUUUAUUUUAAUACAAAGCGUCAAAUGUUUGCUUCUCUUCCUGCCUGGUUAAACACUUCAGACUAUGCAAGUUCUAUGUCGCCUGCGAUCUGCAGGCUUAAGCUUAUUCGAAAGGCUUCCAUCUAGUAGUAUUUCACAUUCGUCUUUUUGUUCUUUCAGUCUUUUCAUCCCUCACAAGAAUCUCAUUUACACAUUUCAGAGGUCAUUCCAUGGCAUACCAUUUUUCAGACCACAAUCUUAUCAAUGGCACCCACAAAUGCCUAUAAUUCCACUCCCUCACUCUAUCAUGAUGAUCCAAAAACAAUCAUUUGCCUCCAAGAAGAAGCCUUUGAAGAAUCUGCGUGUUGCACCUUCCAAGUUAAAGAAGACUAAGAUGAAGAGCUAUUCGUCAUAUAAAUCUAGGUUUAAGACUCUGGCUAGUGGCCAAAUAAAGCGUUGGAGAGUGGGAAAAAGGCACAAUGCUCAUUCAAAGUCUAAAAAGUCAAAACGAAGACUUCGACAGCCUGCCCUUGUUCAUCUGGCCUAUGCAAAAGUUAUGAAAAAGCUGAACUUUUGUGGUUAAGAAAAAUGGGGUUGGACAAGCUCAGUUAAAUGCACGUUUGUAAUGAGAUUUUGUUUAGAUCUUUUCUAUUCCAUUUAAGUUUGAAUUGCAAAAGAAUAUAAUGCAUGUAGCACUAGAAAAAUUUACAUUGGUCA